Miscanthus lutarioriparius is the source of this 210-nucleotide messenger RNA. NCBI's taxonomy places the organism in Eukaryota, Viridiplantae, Streptophyta, Magnoliopsida, Poales, Poaceae. The record is from the annotation of a GenBank genome assembly.
AUGUUCCAAAGAAAACAAGUUCUGCCUCUGGUUCUCAUUUUCAUCCUGGCCCUGGCAGCUCAAGCCACCACCAUCGCUGCAUACCGUGUCCUGAGAGAGAAAUCACAGCCACAAAGAGGAAGCUCGGUGUCCUUGACAUCCUCGAUGCCUGGAGCGUCUGGCUGCACAUUUGAUCCCAACAAUCCUGGAGGAAGAUGCCCACACCCAUGA